AUGUCUAUUGAAGCUAACGCUGUUGAAUUGAAAAACGCUCUAAACAAAUACCCAAAUUUCCCACAAGAGGGGAUCUUAUUUGAAGAUUUCCUACCAAUCUUCACGAAACCUGAAUUAUUUCAAAAGUUGGUGGACUCCUUCAAGAUUCAUCUACAAGAACAAUUCGGCGAUAAAAAAAUCGACUUCAUUGUCGGUUUGGAAUCAAGAGGUUUCUUAUUCGGUCCAACACUCGCUUUAGCCUUAGGUGCAGGUUUUGUACCAGUUAGAAAGGUCGGUAAAUUGCCAGGUGAAUGUGUCAAAGCUUCUUACAAAAAGGAAUAUGGUGUAGACGAAUUUGAAAUGCAAAAGAAUGCUAUCCCAAAGAAUGCUAACGUUGUCAUUGUCGAUGAUAUCAUUGCUACUGGUGGUUCCGCUAAAGCCGCUGGUGAUUUGCUUCUACAAGUCGGUGCUAAUAUCUUAGAAUUCGAUUUUGUUAUGGAAUUGGAUUUCUUGCACGGUAGAGAUAAAUUACAAGCUCAAACUUUCACUCUAUUAAAGGAUCAAACUGAAGCUUUAAAGAAUUAG
This is a messenger RNA of Maudiozyma barnettii, 564 nucleotides long. RefSeq names its product adenine phosphoribosyltransferase APT1 (gene APT1). NCBI's taxonomy places the organism in Eukaryota, Fungi, Ascomycota, Saccharomycetes, Saccharomycetales, Saccharomycetaceae. The record is from RefSeq and is a predicted model, not a curated record. Gene Ontology annotation, molecular function: AMP binding; adenine phosphoribosyltransferase activity; adenine binding. Gene Ontology annotation, biological process: adenine salvage; AMP salvage. Bases 1 to 564 code for a protein of 187 amino acids. Gene Ontology annotation, cellular component: cytoplasm. The transcript has a single exon.